AUGAAUCUGAGAAGGAAGAUUGCGCUUAUGGGUAUCUUUGCCGUUGGUGUUUUUGUUAUCAUAACUAGCAUUAUUCGUCUUGUCGCCCUCUUUGCUAUUAAUACCGAGGAACUUACUUUCCCCCAAGUCGAAGGAGGAGUCUGGACUUACAUCGAAGAAGCCAUCGGCAUAACCUGCGGCAAUCUCGCUCUCCUCCAACCCCUCUUCCGACGUUUCUUCUCCAACAAAGAUUCUCGCUUCCCAGAUAGACGUUCCAUCCCCCCUUCAUACAGCUUUACCGCCACGGUCAAAUCCGGCUCUAACAACACCACCUCUGCAAAAAUCAUCCUUCCCUCUUCUCGGCUCGCUUCUAAAACUGGUCGCAUAUCAGGAUUGUACACGCGUAUGAGCGAAGAUCUCGGAUCGGCAGAUCGGUCCCGCAGGAGAAGUAUUGAGGGAAGCGAUAUGGAAGCAGGGAGUGAAGAUAUAGAAAUGCAGGAUCGGGGAUACUCGACGACGAAUUUGGAAGAUGAUAAGAUGAGAGAGGGUAUUUCUAUACUGGUGCAGAGGGAUGUGAUGGUUAAGAAGGGGAGGAGUAGAGAUGAUGAGAUGUAUAGGUUGAAGAGAGAUUUAUAG
This is a messenger RNA of Botrytis sinoallii, 615 nucleotides long. RefSeq lists its product as uncharacterized. NCBI's taxonomy places the organism in Eukaryota, Fungi, Ascomycota, Leotiomycetes, Helotiales, Sclerotiniaceae. The record is from RefSeq and is a predicted model, not a curated record. The transcript has 3 exons. The coding region runs from base 1 to 615 and encodes 204 amino acids.